AGAGAGGGAAGGAUUCCCUUCUUCAACAGCAGGACUCCAAUGAAAUAUAGAGUGACUAGAGUGACUGUAGUGUCCUUUUAAAUUUUCACUAACAAGACGAAACCAGUAUGCAAUGAAGCGAGGAAAUGGCUUUAAAUGAAGAGAUAUUGUUUUCCCUUCAUAAAUUUCUCUUCAAUUCCUGAUUGGAUGGAAGUGCUAUUUUCUGGAGUCCUGGACUUUCAACAAGUCUGUUGAGUGACUGCAGUUGAGCCGGAAGCCACGUUGCCUGAACAAAAAAGUUUUAAAGAAGAUUAGACAACAUCUACAUGCAGAACUCAAUAACAGAUUCGGAGUCUUCUUGGAAUGACCCAUGCACUGUACAUAUAUUACCUCUAACCCAGCUGGCUGCAGCUGCUCCUUACUUCACGUGUGUGGCCAACAUCGGUACACAGCUAGGUAGGAGAAGCUGACAAGUAUGGAUUUGCAAAUGUUCGUGACUCUCAGUCCUGGCAAUUGGUUGUUACUGCUAGUGGCCCUUGAGUGCUCUGAAGCAUCUUCUGAUUUGAACAAGCCUGCAAAUCCCACUGCCCAGCACACACCUAAUGCUCGCUUUGCUGCAGCCAGCUCAGAGCCGGAUGAGAGGAUAUCUGUUUUUGAACUGGAUUAUGAUUAUGUGCAAAUUCCUUAUGAGGUCACCCUCUGGAUACUUUUAGCAUCUCUUGCAAAAAUAGGCUUCCACCUCUACCACAGGCUGCCGCACCUCAUGCCGGAGAGCUGCCUCCUCAUCCUCGUGGGCGUGCUGGUGGGCGCCAUCAUCUUCGGCACCGACCACAAGUCGCCUCCGGUCAUGGACUCGAGCAUCUACUUCCUGUACCUCCUCCCGCCCAUCGUGCUGGAGGGCGGGUACUUCAUGCCCACCCGGCCCUUCUUCGAGAACCUGGGCUCCAUCCUGUGGUGGGCCGGCCUGGGGUCCCUGGUCAAUGCCUUCGGCAUCGGCCUCUCGCUCUACCUCGUCUGCCAGGUCCAGGCCUUCGGGCUGGGCGACGUCAACCUGCUGCAGAACCUGCUGUUCGGCAGCCUGAUCUCGGCCGUGGACCCCGCGGCCGUGCUGGCCGUGUUCGAGGAGGCGCGUGUGAACGAGCAGCUCUACUUGAUCAUCUUCGGGGAGGCCCUGCUCAACGACGGCAUCAGUGUGGUCUUAUACAAUAUAUUAAUCGCCUUCACCAAGAUGCAUAAAUUUGAAGACAUAGAGGCUGUGGACAUCUUGGCUGGAUGUGCCCGUUUCGUCAUUGUGGGGGUCGGGGGGGUGCUGUUCGGCGUUGUGUUUGGAUUCAUCUCUGCGUUUAUCACGCGCUUCACUCAGAAUAUCUCCGCCAUCGAGCCGCUCAUUGUCUUCAUGUUCAGCUACCUGUCAUACCUGGCUGCUGAGACACUCUACCUGUCCGGCAUCCUGGCAAUCACGGCCUGCGCGGUGACAAUGAAAAAGUACGUGGAAGAAAACGUGUCCCAGAAAUCCUACACGACCAUCAAGUACUUCAUGAAGAUGCUGAGCAGUGUCAGCGAGACCUUGAUCUUCAUCUUCAUGGGCGUGUCCACCGUUGGGAAGAACCAUGAGUGGAACUGGGCCUUCAUCUGCUUCACGCUGGUCUUCUGCCAGAUCUGGAGGGCUAUCAGCGUGUUUGCUCUCUUCUAUGUCAGUAACCAGUUUCGGACUUUCCCCUUCUCCAUCAAGGACCAGUGCAUAAUUUUCUACAGUGGUGUUCGAGGAGCUGGAAGUUUUUCACUUGCAUUUUUGCUUCCUCUGUCUCUCUUUCCUAGGAAGAAAAUGUUUGUCACUGCUACUCUAGUAGUUAUAUAUUUUACUACAUUUAUUCAGGGGAUCACAAUUGGCCCUCUGGUCAGGUACCUGGAUGUUAAAAAGACCAACAAAAAAGAAUCCAUCAAUGAAGAACUUCACAUUCGUCUGAUGGAUCACUUAAAGGCUGGAAUCGAAGAUGUGUGUGGGCACUGGAGCCACUACCAAGUGAGAGACAAGUUUAAGAAGUUUGAUCAUAGAUACUUGAGGAAAAUCCUAAUCCGAAAGAAUCUUCCAAAAUCAAGCAUUGUUUCUUUGUACAAGAAGCUGGAAAUGAAGCAGGCCAUUGAGAUGGUAGAGACUGGGAUCCUGAGCUCUACAGCUUUCUCUGUGCCCCAGCAGGCGCAGAGAAUACAAGGAAUCAAAAGGCUUUCCCCUGAAGAUGUGGAGUCCAUGAGGGACAUUCUGACACGCAACAUGUACCAAGUUCGACAGAGGACCCCGUCCUACAACAAAUACAACCUCAAACCCCAAACAAGUGAGAAGCAGGCUAAAGAGAUCCUGAUCCGCCGCCAGAACACGUUCCGGGAGAGCAGGAAAGGCCACAGCCUGCCCUGGGGAAAGCCGGCUGGCACCAAAAAUAUCCGUUACCUCUCCUUUCCCUACGGCCAUCCUCAGUCUGCAGGAGGAGACUCCGGGGCUGCUGAAUUCACAGAUGACGAUAGCAGUGAUCCAGGACUUCCGUUCAUCAAGUUUAGCACACCCUCUCAGACAGGAUCACUUCAGAAAAGACGGCGGAUGCAAGAGGCGAUCCCGAUGAAGAGCCUACACGGAGGAGGGAAGGCAUUCAACUCUGGUUAUCAAAGAAAUGCGAGCCAAGAAGGGGCUGUGGGAGGAGGCAGGAGGGCAGCUUCAAGGCCCAAACCACUGUUUCACGUGGUGGAUGAGGAGUAUGAAUCCGGAGGGGAGAGUGAGCAAGAGUCCCUAGCAGCUGGGUCCAGAUGGACAGCAGACCGCGGAGACAGCAGGGAACACGACAAGUCCCACAGUCCUUUGCUCCAAAGGAAAUAG
This is a messenger RNA of Otolemur garnettii (small-eared galago), 2845 nucleotides long. It is a transcript of the gene SLC9A4, whose product is annotated as solute carrier family 9 member A4. Gene Ontology annotation, cellular component: membrane. NCBI's taxonomy places the organism in Eukaryota, Metazoa, Chordata, Mammalia, Primates, Galagidae. Gene Ontology annotation, biological process: proton transmembrane transport; sodium ion transport; regulation of pH. Gene Ontology annotation, molecular function: sodium:proton antiporter activity. The transcript has 12 exons. The record is from RefSeq and is a predicted model, not a curated record. Bases 455 to 2845 code for a protein of 796 amino acids.